UCUCGUCGAAAUAAUCCACACCUGCUGUCUCAAAACCAUUUUCCCAGUGUUUCAUUACCAAUUGCCCACCCCAGAACAUCAAAAACCUCAUCAGCCCAGCAUCAACAAUACAAACCUCGGAAAACCCCGUGAAAAGCUCUCUCGAAAAAUCGAAAAAACGUUCUAGAAACAAAAAUAAAUAAAUAAUCGAGUAUCGGGCGACGACUGGUGGUGGCAGUGUGCUCUACACGAUCAAAAUGGCGGCGAUCACUUCAGAUUGGCGGUGAACGUUACCGAGAAAAGUCCACGAAAUCAGUGUUUUAUCGACAAUUCCCCCAAAAAAGACAGAUUUAAAAGAAUCAAUCCAGGAAAAUCAGGGACAGUUUCUCAUUAUUCACCCGCGACACCUUCUCCCCCCAUCAAGUUUGCUAUUUCAUUGACACGAGGCCCAACGGAAGAACAUUCGGAGGCGUGUUGGAACACGUAAAAAUCACCGGAUCACUUCGGUGAUUUUUUAAACACAAAAUCAACGUAAACAAUCGAUAAAUCAUCGAGUAUUGUGCCUCAGCAAUGCUCGUUACUCACCUCAAUACAGUUCCUGACAGUUGUAUCGGGAUUAUCGUGAAGAGAGAAGACAAAGGGACGUCAUCAGUGGUGAGAUACGUCGCCAAUAACGCUUGUGACCCUCAAGUGAGGAGUCAUUAGACCCCUUGUAGACGAACACAACCCCCAAAAAUGAAGAUCGAUCGUAGCAGAUUGAAGAAGUGUACUUCUGAAGUGCCAGCAGAAUGCCAGGCCCUAAUAAGUAAGCUACGAUCCUGCUCCCAUACCGAGCUCCUCGAGGAACUAAAGCAGAUAGACGCCUGGACCUUCGGCAAGUGUGAGCUAUUCCACUGGAUCGAUGUCCUCGAUCUCAGCGACAGCAUCCUCGAGGAGGCAUGCGCCAGGAGCCCAGACAAUCCCUGGGAGCUGGCAUGUGAUCUGCCCCAGAACAGAGAAGCAAAGGAGCUUCUUCUCUGGGUCCUCCACUUCACAACCCUCUUGAUAGAGCACUCGUUCUCACGUCACCUGUACAACAGCAUGGAGCACCUGGUGACACUGCUCUCCAGCUGUGACAUGCACGUGGUACUGGGUGUCCUAAACCUCCUCUACAUGUUCAGCAAGCGAAGUAACUUCAUCACACGUCUGAUAAACGACAAACGCCAGGCACUGCUCAGCAGAUUGAAUCACCUGGCUGAAUCCUGGGGGGGAAAGGAGAAUGGAUUUGGCCUGGCUGAUUGCUGCAAGGAGCACCCUGACAAGGCAUUCCCAGUGAGUGCGACAACCCUCCACUUCGAGUACUACGCUGAAAAUCCAACGACAUCUACAGAGGCACCAGCCACCCCCAGCUCACGUAAAACCAGUCAGACUAAUCUCGUCACUUACAUUCACAUCGAGAACGUGGAUAAACUUGGAAAAACACCAGCCCAGAUAAUGAACGAUCUUCUGAAGUACUACAACGUCCCUCAGGAUCGACAAAUGGCACUGUUCACCCACAUAAGACUUGCCCACAGCUUCUCAGACUAUCGAAGACGUCUGCAGUGCGUUCAGGCUCGUCUUCAAGCCCUCUCAGUCUUAGUUUAUAGUCACGCCUUGCAGGAGAACGCCCACAGCCUCCUGCACGCAGGUCUCCUCGAGGAACUCGUCGAGCUCCUGGAGCUGCCACAUCAGCACCUCGUGGAGAUUCGAGCAGCUGCACUGAGGGCAUUAACCAGCAUAAUUCAUCUGGACAGAAACCCCCACUUCCCCAAGAAGCCAGGAUCACGACUCAACAUGAUUAUAGACGUCACUGGAGCGAGCUCUUACCACGGAUUUCUUCCUGUUCUCGUCAGGACCUGCAUCACAACCCUCACGUCUCCACAGCCUGACGGACAGCCCUUCCCCCUGCCCCUGGCAACAGCCCUCUUCAGCUUUCUAUACCAUCUGGCGAGUUAUGAGGCUGGGGGGGAGGCCCUCGUCUCCUGUGGCAUGAUGGAGAUCCUUCUCAAAGUCAUCAACUGGCCUGGCAGUGAACUGGAACACAUCACCUUCGUAACUCGUGCUGUUCGCGUCAUUGAUCUCAUCACUAAUAUCGAUAUGCAGGGUUUUCAGGCACACGGGGGUCUCAGUAGCUUCAUCAAUCGACUGGACAUGGAGGUCAACGUCUGCAGGAAGGAGCAGCCCUUCGAGAUCGAGCCACACAUGUACAAUCAGGACGUGGUGCCCAUGAAGGAGAAGUCCGAGGGGCCCGAGGAGGCUGGACCCUCUGGGAUCACCAGUGAGACCAUCGACGAACGCGAGGAGACCUCCAACCCCAUGGAGUUCUCAGAGGACGAGAAUACAAACUCCAAAUUCGAGGGCAAAGUCGAGCAGAGGACUGAGGGCUCUGGGAGGUCAGGGAAGACUUGUCUCCCUCAGAGGGCUGCUCUCCUCAAAUCCAUGUUAAAUUUCCUGAAGAAAGCUAUUCAAGAUCCUGCCUUCUCCGACAGCAUCAGACACGUCAUGGAGGGGGAGCUUCCCUCCUCUCUGAAACACAUCAUCAGCAAUUCGGAGUAUUAUGGACCCUCGCUGUUCCUCUUGGCGAUCGACGUCGUGACGGUCUAUGUGUUUCAAGAGCCCUCGUUGCUGUCAUCCCUCCAGGAUAAUGGGCUUACUGACGUCGUUCUCCAUGCAUUAUUGAUCAAGGAUGUGCCUGCCACUCGAGAGGUGUUGGGAUCACUUCCAAAUGUCUACAGUGCACUCUGCCUCAAUCAAAGGGGCCUUGAGUCCUUCGUCAAGAGACGUCCCUUCGAGAAACUCUUCAAGGUCCUCAUCUCCCCGACGUAUUUGUCAGCCAUGAGGAGACGCAGGUCUGCUGAUCCGCUUGGUGAUACUGCCUCCAACCUGGGUAAUGCCAUGGACGAACUUAUGAGGCAUCAGCCCAGUCUGAAAGUCGAUGCCACUGCUGCUAUUAUUAAGCUACUCGAGGAGCUCUGUGUCCUUGGGUGUGAUCCCAGGUACGUCUGCUACAGGGCUGCCAAUAAAUCCGAGAGUUCUCCAUCGAGCUCCAGCUCUGGGAGUCGACAGUCGUCAGGGCAGUCUGUGGGGGUUGGCGUUGGGGACAAUGGUACUGGCGGUGGUGGAGGAGGUGGCAGCAGCAGUGAUGAAGAGGAGGAGGACGAGGAGGAAGCCAGCACCAGCUCUCAUCCCCAGAGGGACGAGCAGCCUUCACCCUCUCCAGUGCAGCCUGGACCACCUCCUCAACAGCCCAGAGAGAAAACCCCUAUUGCACUUGUCGAUUACAUUCACAAUGUCAUGAAGUUUGUGGAUGCUAUACUGAGUAAUAAUUCCACUGACGAUCACUGUCGUGAGUUUGUUGCGCAGAAGGGGCUUGUUCCACUCCUGUCGAUCCUCGGGCUGCCUAAUCUACCUGUGGAUUACCCAGUGGCACAAGCUGCUCAGUCAGUAGCAUCGGUUUGCAAGAGCAUCCUCAAUCUUGCUCAUGAGCCACAGGUCUUGAAGACUGGGCUGUCGCAGUUGAACGAAGUUCUUAAUCUUCUGAAACCACUUCACAGUCACAUGGAGUCACCAGGGGGCUCGGUCCUCCUCCAUGAAUUGGCUUCAGCCCCUAAUCUGGAGACAGCAUUCACCAGUGACACUGCAACCCCCCUUCUUCAUGCUAUGAACGCAGCCCACGGAUACGUCGUCAUGUUCGUUCAUGUUUGCAGAACGAGUCAGACAGAAAUCAGAAAUUUGUCCAUGAAUCAUUGGGGCUCCGAGCUGGGACUGUCUGUUCUCCAAGGAUUGUCAGAACUCUACAUGUCACUUGUCUGGGAGAGCACUCUUCUGCUGGCUCUCUGCAGCGAGGGCAGUAUUCCCCCAGGCUGUGACUUCGGUAAAGAAGACAUGGAUAAGUUAAUUCCAACUGAAUUGAGGGACGCUGAUGCCUCAACCUGGCCGAGUACCUCAGUUGGGGAUAUGGGGAGCAAUGGUAUGACGACUGCCAUGGAAGCACUUAGCACAGAUCCACCUCCAGUGUCAAUGGAGAUUGACGAUAAACCCAGCACCAGUGCCACUGGACGAGCAUCUCCAAGUGCCCAUCAACUCAAAUACAUCAAACCUCUGCUGGGGGCUUCGUCCAGACUGGGAAGAGCACUGGCCGAACUGUUUGGACUUUUAGUUAAACUCUGCAUGGGCUCACCCAUCAGACAGAGACGAGGACAGCAGCUCCCCAUGAUGCCAACUAUUCCCAACUCAGCAGCACGUGGUGUCGCCUGUGCACUGAAUGUCCUUCUCACCAGGGGUCUCUCCUGGGACAAAUUGCCACCCUCACCGAUUCCAAAGUUCAAGCUCACUUUCCUCAUUUGCUCGGUGGGCUUCACAUCCCCAAUGCUAUUCGACGAAAAACGACAUCCCUAUCACCUGAUGCUCCAGAAAUUUGUGCAGCUACAGGGGCAGAAUGCUUUCUUCUCCACUUUUCGUUGGGCACUCUCUGGUGGGGGACAGUUCUCGCUGUCAGAGGGUUUGGAACAUCCUGAUCUCCCCGAUGGCACUGGAGAAUUUCUUGACGCCUGGCUGAUGCUCUUGGAGAAAAUGGUGAACCCCAAAGCCAUUCUGGACUCCCCUCAUGUUGGAUUGUCCAAGUGUACAGGGGUUUACAAUCCUUACAAGUCCUUUGAUCCUAAAAAGUACCUUCAGGAUGUCCACAAGAAGGCGUUUGAAGCUGUCAUGCUCAUGUGGGGAAAGAAACCCCUCAAGAAUUACGGUGCUAGGAUGACUGAAUCGAUCCUCUCGAUCUUGAGGCACAUUCUGAGGGGAGAGAAAAUCAUAAAAGAGAGGACUGAGGAGGAGGAGGGUGGGGAGGAGACCUCAGGGACGAGCACAAGUGGCACAGCAACCACUAGAACAACUACUGCUGAGAGACGAGAGGAUCCUGAGGCUGACGUCAACCCUGAGCACUUAAGACAACUGAUGGACAUGGGAUUCAGCAGAGCCAACUGUGUAGAGGCACUCCUGCAUAAUCUGACGGUUGAACAAGCCACUGACUACCUCCUCUCGCAUCCAGCCACUCUUCGCAGGCCAGAGGCACCUGCAGGCGACAGCUCCUCAGGUCCUGUGAUGGAUCUGGACCUCGUUGACGACCAGAUUAUGUACGCCAUAGCCAUGAGCCUUGGGGAUAAUGAUUCCAAGAAGGCGCCUGGCCCUGAGGAGCCAGUCAGGGAGACCCCAAUUACCCAGACAAUCGACGAUUUUACAUCAACUGCUCUCGAACAGUGUCUCAAUCUCCUGGACCUCAUGCCUGAUACUGUCUACAGAGUCUGUGAUCUUCUCGUUACGAUAACCAAACGAAAUGGGGAUGAAUGGAGGGACAAGAUGCUCAGACAUCUUAUCAAGGAGAUCGACGAGCUAAUGGACCAUUUGAUUGGAAUUGCACUGUCUCAGGACGAUGAUGCUGGCAGCAAACUCGUGGAGUGCGAGGAGGCCACUAAAAUCGCUGGAAGGAUCUACCUCUACACUCUCUUCUUCGAGGGGACCUUCCAGGAGAUGAGGGUGCCCUGUGCACAGAUCGUCAACGAGUGUGGAAUCCUGGACCAGUUGGUUCGUCUUCUUGUCAUCAGUGAGGGCCCACUCACAGCGAUGAAGAAUCAAGCAGCUAAAGAGAGCAAGGAGGGACAGCCAGUGGUCGCUAAGACUCCCAAGUGGCUCGCCCCACUGCUCCUCCUCAUCGAUCGUCUCGAGAAAGUCGCUGUUCUCACUCAACGAAAGCAACUCAUGCACAAGGUCACCAACAGGGUCUGGAAGUGGUUCGAUUUGAGCACUGGAAAGUGGACCCCUUACUCCUCCGUCAAUAAUCGAUUGAUCAAUGAUGCUUACUGGGCUGGGGAGUCCAGUGUGAGAAUCAACUACUCCAGGAGGAGAUAUUUAAUAACAUUCUCCUGCAUGACACAGGUCAAUGAGGACAGUGAGAGCAGGAGACCCAUCACCAUGGGCUUCAAAUUUCAAAAUACUGGGACUGAGGACUCGAGCUCCAGUUCUGACUCCAAUAUGGACACUGAGGAGACCACGACUGAGGAGAAACGAAAUACAGUGAUCGAGGGAUUGGAUCCCAGCAUUGCUCCGAGUAUCGUCAGGGCGUGCGUCAAACUCCUGGCGAUUCCUGUGGACAGGGACACCCUUCAUGCUUUGAUGAAAGUCUGCUUACGACUGACUCGCGAUUACAAGAAUGCUGAGGUGUUCGCCAGAGAGGGAGGGGUUCAACUCCUUCUCGACAUGACUCAGGCCAACAGUUUCAUCGGUUGCAUCGGCCUCAGCACUCUGCUCAUUCGUCACACUUUGGAGGAGCCCAGAACCCUUCGUCUAGCCAUGGAGAAGGUCGUCAGGAGUCGAACCCAGGCCAACAUCCCCCCAGCUUACAAGGAGAUCCUCUUCAUGACUAGGCAGAUCAGCAGUGCUGUCUGCAGGAAUCCCGAGGUCUAUCGAGAGGUCUGCGAGAACAUUCUCAGGGUUGACAUAAGUGUCCUCAAGAGGGACGACGUCGACAAUCGUUUGGUGGUAAAAGCACUGCCCCCAAAUCACUCAUCAGCUAUGCCAAUGGCUGAGGACGUGGCUGUCUCAGUCAUUCACGAUCUACUGGAUGCCCUCAUCAAACCAGCCCCUGUGUUCUCCGAGGACAACACCACGACCCCCACUGGCAGCCCCGAGAAGAAGACAACGACAUCGACAUCAACGACUCUUGGAGUCUCGUCGUCAACGUCCCGACGUAAUGAGGGGGUUCGAGGGAGUGCAGCCACAGCAAAUGGCCCCCUGGACGACGACGAUCAGAUUGUUCCCCUCAAGAUGUCCACUGACUACCUGAACAACGGAAAGAUCGAGCCUGAGGAGGCGAAGAAACCCCUUCUCCCUAAAUCAGCCAUUCUCAAGAUGUUGGCAGAGGCUGUGAGGUCCUAUGGAGCUGUUGCUAAUCUCAUCACUGAACACAGUUAUCGGGCUGGCCAGAGUGAAAUGGUCCCCGAGGACGUUUCAGCCCUGGCCUUUCUCCUCGAUAAACUGCUGCCAGUCUCCCCUGAGAACUCUGGUGACAAGCAGUGCAGCAGCACGGCCAGGAUGCUAAUCGCUGCCAUUGCCUCCUGCAAUCACUCCCCAGACGCUCAAUCCAGUCUGGUUACCGAGGUGAAGGCUGCUUUAACCAGGACACUGGCGCAGCCUGAGAGCUCGGAGAAGCAUGCACAGUUGCAACUGCUGAUUGGACUCAUCUCCACGAUGAUCGACAGUUGUCCACCCACGUCGCACUCCCAGCUGCGAGCUCCGUUGAAGGUUCAUCAGUACAAUAACGUUAAUUACAUCGUGAGGAUCAUGCUGAGGAAGGGAAUCAUCACUGAUCUCGCCAAGAUUCCACACAGUCUUGAUCUCUCCAGCCCCAACAUGGCUGGCACCAUCAAUGCUGCGCUUAAACCACUGGAGACCCUCUCCAGGAUUAUCAAUCAGCCCAUGCCAGGGACUGUCAACAAUAAAUUUCCUAAACCGAAGAACAGGACUAUUCAGGAGGAGCCCAUUGGCGAUCAGACUGGAACCACCACUUCGGAGGCUACUCAUGCUGUGGGGGAGGAGGCUAAUGAGGAUGCUGAGAACACUGAGCAUGACAUAUCGCUGAAUGCUGAGAGCCUGGAGCCAACUUCUGAGAGCCAGGUGCAUGAGGAAGGGGAUGAAGCUGCUCUCGAGGAUAUAAUGGAUCAGUUGCUUGAGAGUGUUUUGUUCCCCAGGGACGGCUCCGCCGUUACAGAAGAACCCUCCUCUCGUUCCCAUCGACCUAUGGAUAUUGAUGAUGAGAGCCUUGCUAUGAGGGAUGCCGAGGGGGAUUUCGAUCCCACCAGGGAUACAACCGUAAGAGAGGACUUGAUGAGUUCUGAUUCCGAUUCAGAUUCAAAUCCCUCGGACGACAACGAGGACGACGUUCAAGAUGACGAGGACGAGGAAGAAGAGGAGGAGGAGGACGACGAUGGUGAAGAGAACGAGGAAGAAGAGGAGGACGAAGAGGAAGGCUCCUCGAACUACGAGGAAGACGGUAUGGACUACUAUGAGGACGUUGGUGAGGGAAUAUUCAGAAUGCUACCAUCAGCAGAGAGAGACGGCAGUAAUGUCGUCAUGAUUCAACAUAAUUUUGAUAAUCACGAGAACAAUUCCACUACUCCAGCGUCAACGAGACAGAAUCACCCCUGGAGUGCGAGUUUUCCCCUGCCCCUGGGAUUAUUCGAGGACCUUCCAUCUGUGUCCGAGUCCAAUGGAAUUGGCUCACACCCAUUGCUGAUGGCCCAGGGGAGUCUCGACACUGCGAACACACGUGCACAGAGAUCAAUUCGCCAGAGAAGGUAUCAAUACCUCCACCUGGCCAACUCUAGGAACGCAAAUCCCCCGGUUAUUCUUCAGAGACUGUUGGUGCCAGCAGCCCAGAGUCUCCCACUGUCAGCGACACAGAUGUUGGCCUCAAACUUCCGAGACACAAGGGUCGUCCUCAUGGACAACAACGGCCUUGGAAUAUUCUCGAAUCAGGAGGAGGAGCAAAUCGACUUUGUGGAUCAAUCUGGAUACCUCUUCGGUCCCAGUCUGGCAGCAACACUUAACAACAUCCCCACAGCCCUCCACUGGUGGAUCGAAGAAAGCAAGCAGCUGGACGGCGACUCCCAGCCGGACUGCUGUGUUGGAGUUGUCCACAAGCUCGUUCCUGGCCUCGAGAAGCACCGAAAUGCCGAACUAGCCGAGAGAAAGGACAAACGAAAGAAGCAACACGCCGAAAAAGACACUGAUAAAGAGACCAAAGAGAAGGAGAGCUCGAAGCCACGUGAAUCAAAUUCAACGAAUCCCCCGGCUGUUGAGGAAGAGCAGCCAUCAGGUUCUCUCCUCCAAAUGGCCGCUGACGAUGCUCUCGACGUGUCAAGACGUCUCGCUGACGCAGUUGAGGCAGCUGUUGAGGCAGUUCGACAAGAGCGCAAUCGAGACGAGAAUAUAAUUGAAGUAACUGGGGACAUGGAGGUGACACUACCAGAGGACGAAGUCAGGACUCCAUCACCACCGACUCCACCACCGCCCCCACCACCUGAGGAGAACAGACCUACUCUAGCUGAUCAUCAUGCUACACUGGAGCUAGCUGAAAGUAUUCUCGACUCUGUUCUUCAUCCCAGUGCUGAAGAGGCGACAAGACUACGAAGACUGACGACCAAUCGAGAGCCUGAUGAAGUGAAUUUAAAUCGUUCGAAUACCUGGUCCAUUCUGAAUGACUUUGCUCAAUCAACACCAGAGGAAGAAUCGACUCCCAGGGAGUCCAGGGAUCCACACGCCUGGGUCCACAGAUUGCUGGCGCUUGAGCAAUCGAGAAGAGAGAAUAACGCUAAUGUCCCACCUCAGGACGCCUCGGCAUCGUCAUCAUCAGCUGAGAGUGCCCCAGUAGUGACUGAGCAGCCUUCCUCGACUCAAGUCCCAGAGCCUCAGACCCAAUCCCAGACAGAACAGCCACCAGCUGCUUCACAAGACCCGCAGCUUACUCAGGAGACCCCUCAGGCCCCUCAGGAGCAGCCACAGGACUCUGCUGGUCAACAAACGUCUUCAUCAGACUCCCAGAUCCCUGACGGAGUCGAUCCCUCGUUCCUAGCUGCUCUCCCCGAAGAAAUGAGGGACGAAGUCAUUGCUGAACAACUCCGACUCCAGAGGAUUCGUCAACGAGCCCAAGCUACUGUCGUGGAGGAAGUCACAGGCCCGGUGGAAGUCAAUCCUGAGUUCCUAGCUGCAUUACCCCCAGCUAUUCAGGAAGAAGUCCUUGCUCAACAGAGAUUGGAGCAGCAGAGGCAUGCUGCGGCCUCCGCUAAUCCAGCGGACCCUGUCGAUGCUGCUGCCUUCUUCCAGAAUCUCCAGCCUUCUCUGAGGCAGGCAAUCCUGACUGACAUGGAGGAGUCCCAGAUGUCUGUUCUCCCCCCAGACCUCGCUGAGGAGGCGCAGAACCUCAGGCGACAGUGGGAGGCGAGAAAUCGUCACAUGAUGCAGGAGAGAUUUCUCAGCCACGUCAGCCAGGGGAACACCACGCUCUCCAGCAUCCUCAGGAAUUCUGGAAGGGGUCGGGGUAAUCCCAGGUACGCAAUCUCUGGUGUUGCUCAGCGAGCCCAGUGGAGCUCCUGGGAUCAACGAGGGGACACAACUCUGAGCCAUCAAAGUGCUGGACUUCGACUUCGUGGAAGACAACUGCUCGAUCACGAGUCGAUGGCCUGUCUCCUGGUGCUUCUGUUCGUCGAUGAGCCCAAGAUCAAUACUCUGAGACUGCACAGGGUCAUCAGGAAUCUCUGCUACCACGGCAGCACGAGGGAGUGGGUGGUCAAAGCCCUCUUGAACAUCAUGGAACGGAGCAAUGACGAGAAUAAAGAGGUUCUCACUGAUUUCACUGGGAAAUUCAAACGAAAAUCGGUUCAUCCAGCUAUUGACUACUGCUCUCCCAAGUUAUCAGAGUCUAGGAAUAAUUUUCAGUCGUGGUUGAACAUCAGCAUUGAUGCAGCUCUGGGGUGUCGUGCCAAUGUCUUCCAUAUCGUUAGACAUGGAUCUAAGAAGGCUGAUCGCCAGGGGAAUGUCAUUGCCAUUCACCCACAGGCAGCACCGACAGUCUGCAGGCACACUUUGGAGCUGCUCAUAUCACUGGCUAAAAGCUUCCCAGGGUACUUCGUUCCAACUAAGUCCAAAGAGGAGGAGAAACUUAAGGAGAAGGAGUCCAGUGUCAAGGAGGAGAGUGGAGCCAAGAGCAAAACAACAUCUAAAUCGACAAAGACAGAAAUGCCAGACUUUUGGGAUAUGCUUUUGAAGCUCGACUCGUGUGCCUCGAAGAAGGGAAAAUCAGUCGCCAGAACUCAUUCUAGUUCGGCCAUUGGGUCUGAACCCGAGCAGAGUCUCACGUCGUUUGAAUCGUCGGCCUUUGGGGGAUUGAUAUCAAUGCUCCACUGGUCUGUUGUUAAGAGGAGCUCUCAGCUGACUGACAAACUCCUUCGUCUGCUCUCACUCAUCUCCAUUGGACUGACUGAAGUGAAUCCCUACAGGAGACAAGACGCCACUAAAAAUAAAAAGGUUGAACCCAGCAAGGAGCAGAGUGUUGCUGCACCCGAGGGUCAUCUGAGGCUAGCUGUUCAGGUUCUAACGAGCAAAAGCUGCUCCGAAGAGGGUCUCGAGGAUGCAACUGCACUCCUGCUGAACCUCUCCCACUGUCCAGAUCCUACGAGACAACUGAUCCUCAAACUCCUGCUGGAAGGGGCCAUGGAACUAGCCAAUAUGGUCUGCGAACAUAUCAACGAACUGAUGAAAGAGCUGAAGGUACUGAAUCGUGAAUUGAAGAGGAGAAAUUCCCUCGAGGAGCAGCCGUCAACGAGUGGUGGAUCUGCUCGAGGAAUUCUCAUGGACAGAUUUACCAUGGACAAUGUCAUCGUCACUGCUCCAGCUAAAGUCAAAGCAGCUACUGAUCUGCAAUUACCAUCGAUGAGUGCACUCGUCAGCAAGACAUCUAGUCAAGCAUUUUUCUUACGCAUACUCAAGGUGAUUGUCCAGAUCAGGGAGGCUGUCAACUUGGCGAAUAAGAAGAAGAGUGAGAGUGCACAGGGGACUGGUGAGACUGCCAUGGAGACUGCUAAUACCUCGCAGGUGCAGGAGUCUGCUGUUGAUGAUAAUGCCACUGCUGAUAACUCAGCUAUGGAGACUGCACAACCAGCGCAGGCUGAGGUACCACCGAAGGCCUCCAACUCGAAAACAGAGGAGGAUAAAUCGACUCUACCACUGCUGAGCGAGAGCCUGGUUCUGGAUAAUUUAUGGGAGACCCUCAGUGCUUGUCUUCUGGAGCUGGAGCACACACCUGAUCACCAUGCAGUACUGGUUCUUCAGCCAGCUGUCGAGGCGUUCUUCCUGGUUCACUCGUCAUCGAGCACUUCGUCCAAGGAUCGCAAUAACGAAACUAAUAACGAGACUCGAGAGGCUGUGGCUGACAUGGCGCCAGUCUCUCCGAUAUUCCCGGACUCUGAUGGAACUUCUACGAAUGAAAUUUCGAAUAACUCGGGGGCGUGGGACUUGGCACCAGCACCCACGAAGACGCUGCCCUCUGAUCAGUUGAAGUUCUUGAAAUUCGCUGAGACCCACAGGACUGUUUUGAAUCAGAUUCUCAGGCAGACCACGACACAUCUUGCUGAUGGGCCAUUCAGUGUUCUCGUGGAUCACACCAGGGUUCUGGACUUUGAUGUCAAGAGGCGGUACUUCAGGACGGAACUGGAGAGGAUGGACGAGGGCAUCAGGAGGGAGGAGCUCGCUGUGCACGUCAGGAGGAGCCACGUCUUUGAGGACUCCUUCAGGGAACUGCACAGGAGAAAUGCGGACGAGUGGAAGAACAGGUUUUACAUCGUUUUCGAGGGCGAGGAGGGCCAGGAUGCUGGGGGACUCCUCAGGGAGUGGUAUGUCAUCAUCUCCAGGGAGAUAUUCAAUCCCAUGUAUGCGUUGUUCACUGUCAGCCCUGGGGACAGGGUCACUUACAUGAUAAACUCCUCCUCUCACUGCAAUCCCAAUCAUCUUUGCUACUACAAAUUCGUGGGGAGGGUCAUUGCCAAGGCUAUUUAUGAUAAUAAGCUGCUCGAGUGCUACUUCACCAGGAGCUUUUACAAGCACAUCCUCGGGAUUUUGGUGAAACACACGGACAUGGAGAGCGAGGACUACAGCUUCUACAAGGGACUUGUUUAUCUCACUGAGAACAAUAUCACGGAUCUGGGGUAUGAGCUCACUUUCUCGGCUGAGGUCAAUGAGUUCGGGGUGAAUGAUGUCAGGGAUUUGAUUCCCAAUGGGAGGAAUAUUGUUGUUACGGAGGAGACUAAGCUGGAGUACAUCAGGCUGGUGUGUCAGAUGAAGAUGACUGGAGCCAUUCGAAAACAAUUGAAUUCAUUCUUAGAGGGAUUCUACGACAUUAUCCCCAAACGAUUAAUUUCAAUAUUCAAUGAGCAGGAGCUCGAGUUGCUCAUAAGUGGUUUACCAAAUGUUGAUAUCGAGGAUCUGAGAGCGAAUACAGAGUAUCACAAAUACAGUCCCACUUCACUACAGAUUCAGUGGUUCUGGCGUGCUCUUCGUGGAUUUGAUCAAGCAGAUAGGGCUAAGUUCCUUCAAUUCGUAACGGGAACGUCGAAGGUACCUCUUCAAGGCUUUGGGGCACUUGAAGGCAUGAAUGGUGUACAGAAAUUCCAGAUUCAUCGGGACGAUCGUUCAACUGAUAGAUUACCGUCCGCACAUACAUGUUUCAAUCAACUCGAUCUGCCAGUCUACGAGACAUACGAUAAACUGCGUAGCAAUCUACUUAAGGCAAUCCACGAGUGCAGCGAGGGCUUUGGAUUUGCAUAAAUUGUUUUUACAUAGCAAAGGAACCACCUGAUAAUAACAAUUACCCAAUAUCUUCAUGAAUUAACACUCGACCCCCACCAGAAAAAAAAACGCGUAACAACCGAGUAAAUUCAAAGUGAAAAGCGCCAAUCCUUUCGUUCGUUAUUUUAAAAUAUUUUUUUUUUACACUUUAUAAAGAGCAACAACAAGAUGAUAAAUGAACCGUUAACCGACGUCAUUAAUAAUCCAACUCGGUAAUCGGUUGAUAUACAUAAUUAACUAAAGCGUAUGUACAUACAUGUACUCAUUUUGGGGGGAUGUAAUUAUAACUGAAUCACUGUGCAACGCUUCCCAAAUGUCAGAGUUUAUUUUGUUGAAGAAAAAAAAACUGAUAAAAAAAAAUGAUAAAAAAAACGUAAUAAGUAAAUUUUUGCAAAAGUUUGUGCAGAGCUUAAAGUUGACUUGAAAAUAGCGAAGAAUGAUAAAACAAUGAUUUAAAAGAAAAAAAAACAAUAAUGGAGACUUUAGUUAAGAACUCGGUCGUAAGAAUUAACAGUUAAGUUCAUUUGUAAGCAUUAAUUAAUAAAGAAAAUUGAAAAAAUAAUGAUAACGUAGAUGUCUUAGAUCGUUGAGGGAUACGAGAGAGCAUCGAGGAUAUAAAUUGUAUGAUAUUGCACUUGAUGAUAUGAUAAAGUGAUCAGUGAUGAUGAUUAGAUCGAUUAUCAAUUGGGGAAUUCAAUUCUUUCCCUUUUUUCAUGUCCCUUUGUUCUUUAUUUUCGUUCGUGAGAGAGUAAUUAGAGGGAAAAAUACGCAAGAUUAAGACUGCAGGGAUCGAUAAUGUUGUAAGUAUGAAAGUGUGAAUGAUUAUAAUUCGUGACACUAAACAGCCUAAAUGAAAUUGAAAAAACAUUUUUCCACGCGAUGAUAAAUCCUGUCCCCUCAUGACAGAUGUAUGGUUGUACACUAUUUAGUAUUAAUAAUUCUAGAUAAUUUUUAAAUGGUAAUAGCUGAUAAUUUCUAAGUAAUAUCAUUUUAAUAUUAAUCAUUCGAAGAAAGAAAAUUGUGAUGUUGUUAAAAAAGGGAAAAAUAACGAGAAAUACAACAAAA
Messenger RNA from Diachasma alloeum, 14451 nucleotides. RefSeq names its product E3 ubiquitin-protein ligase HUWE1 (gene HUWE1). The transcript is spliced from 8 exons. The record is from RefSeq and is a predicted model, not a curated record. Bases 715 to 13365 code for a protein of 4216 amino acids. Gene Ontology annotation, cellular component: nucleus. Gene Ontology annotation, biological process: proteasome-mediated ubiquitin-dependent protein catabolic process; protein polyubiquitination; positive regulation of protein catabolic process. Gene Ontology annotation, molecular function: protein binding; ubiquitin-protein transferase activity. Lineage: Eukaryota; Metazoa; Arthropoda; Insecta; Hymenoptera; Braconidae.